GACGGAGUUUACCCUAGAUCUGAGCAUACCGAGGCUGCGCCGGCACCUCAGCAGCCGACCGAUCCUUUCGCCACCGCGGGUUUCUCAGAUCAAAGCCCCUUCGCCAACGCCACCGCCGCACCUCGGAACCACCGACGAAGAUCCGCCGACUUUGUGGAGACGGCUCAAGGCGAUAGCGCUUUUUGCAGCCUGGAGUGUCGUCAACAGCAGAUAAAGCAGGACGAGAGAAAAGAGAGGUGCUCGUCUGUAGCUUCGAAGAAAGGAGCAGCUGCACCGGUGGUCUCGGUCGCCGGAUCGAAAGUCGUUGCCGUCAAAGGGGGGACGUAG
Thlaspi arvense is the source of this 327-nucleotide messenger RNA. NCBI's taxonomy places the organism in Eukaryota, Viridiplantae, Streptophyta, Magnoliopsida, Brassicales, Brassicaceae. The record is from the annotation of a GenBank genome assembly.